This is a messenger RNA of Vanrija pseudolonga, 1217 nucleotides long. RefSeq names its product V-type proton ATPase subunit C (gene VATC). Gene Ontology annotation, biological process: proton transmembrane transport. Bases 1 to 1176 code for a protein of 391 amino acids. Lineage: Eukaryota; Fungi; Basidiomycota; Tremellomycetes; Trichosporonales; Trichosporonaceae. Gene Ontology annotation, cellular component: vacuolar proton-transporting V-type ATPase, V1 domain. Gene Ontology annotation, molecular function: proton-transporting ATPase activity, rotational mechanism. The record is from RefSeq and is a predicted model, not a curated record. The transcript has 9 exons.
AUGCCGUCCGACCUCUCGUACUGGCUCGUAUCAGUGCCCCUCCACGACGGUGACCCGACCGCUGUCCUCCAGGAGGCCCGCAAGGCGGUUAACAACACCGUCCCUGUCGGCGGAUGGGAGAUCCCAGAGCUCAAGGCCGGAACCCUCUCGUCGCUCAUCAACCUCUCGGACAGCCUGCCCAAGACGGACCAGCAGUUCACCACCACCGUCUCCAAGCUCCUCGAGACCCUUCGCUCCCUCGUUAGUGAGGACGCCACCCGCGUCGCCCAGCACGCGCGCGUCAACGACCGCCCCGCCGAGGAGUACGUCCUCCCCGACCCCAACGGCAACGGCUCGUGGCAGUGGGACAAGCGCCGCUGGGGAGAUGGCGGCAAGGUUGCGGAUGUGAUCGAGGCUCUUGUUCAGGAAAUGGGUACCGUCGAGACCUCGCAGAAGCAGAAGUCGCAGCAGUAUCAGCUCGCCAAGGGCGCCCUCACCAACCUCCAGAGGAAACAGCAGGGAAACCUCUCUACGCGCUCGCUUCUCGACGUUGUCAAGAAGGAGCACCUCGUGGAGAACUCGGAGUACCUCGAGACUCUGCUUGUCGCUGUGCCCAAGAACAACAUCAAGAGCUGGUACGAGAAGUACGAGCGUCUUACCCCUAUGGUCGUCCCCAGGAGCUCUCAGGAGGUUGCCAAGGACGGCGAGUUCAUCCUUGUCACCGUGACUCUGUUCAGGAAGGUUCGCGACGACUUUAUCAACAAGGCUCGAGAGAACAAGUUUAUUGUCCGCGACUUCAAGUGGGAUGACCAGGGCCUCGAGAACCAGAACAAGGAGCUGGCCCAGCUCGAGAAGGAGGAGAAGGAGCUCUGGACGGAGCUGCUCCGCCUCUCGCGGAUAAACUUCUCCGAGGCAUACCAGCUGCUCGCCCACCUCAAGACUGUCAGGUUGUUUGUUGAGAGCGUGCUGCGCUACGGUCUGCCAGCAGACUACUCUGGCUUUGUUGUGAAGCCCGAGCCCAAGACGGCCGUCAAGACGCUCAAGCUCCUGUCUGCCCACUACAACUACCUCGGCUCUGCCAAGUCGAGGGAGGCCAAGAACGUCAGCAAUGACGACAAUGUGGGCGAGUGGGCGGGCGUCAUGGAGCAGGAGUACUAUGACUUUGUGCUCUUUGAGUUGCCAAAGAUUCAAUUCUAGUAAUAGACGGUCGUGUCAGGUAUGCAUGUAGUUGUGUUUGG